Messenger RNA from Mercenaria mercenaria, 7360 nucleotides. Its product is annotated as kinesin-like protein KIF14. Gene Ontology annotation, biological process: regulation of protein localization. Bases 1 to 2805 code for a protein of 934 amino acids. Lineage: Eukaryota; Metazoa; Mollusca; Bivalvia; Venerida; Veneridae. Gene Ontology annotation, cellular component: adherens junction. The record is from RefSeq and is a predicted model, not a curated record. Gene Ontology annotation, molecular function: cell adhesion molecule binding. The transcript is spliced from 20 exons.
AUGACUAUGGUGUGUUAUGUCAACAUGUGGUAUUCCAAGCUUAGAUCAGAGAUAGAAAGAUUACGAGCGUCAGGUCUGUCAGGGAAUGAAGAUGUUACCGCAGCAUGUAUGGUGGAGAUCAGUACGCUAAAAGACAAGUUGAAACAGAAAGAGCAAGAAAUGGAGGAAAUCACAAAAUCAUGGCAGGAACGACUGCGACUCUCCGAGGAACGGAAACAGGAAGAGGCUAAACAAUUAGAGAAAGCUGGGGUAACUUUAAAAGUGGACAAUCGACUUCCAAACCUUGUGAACCUGAACGAAGAUCCCCAGUUGUCCGAGAUGCUGUUGUAUAAUAUAAAGGAGGGAAUGACGAAGGUUGGCAGAAUGGGACAUAACUCUAAACAUGACAUACAACUCAGUGGAGCACUCAUAGCCGACAAUCACUGUGUAAUCAGCAACAUGGAGACAGUGGUUACAAUAACACCUAUAGGUGAUGCUCCGACAUACGUGAACGGAAACCUGAUUUCCGAACCCACCACACUGCAUCAUGGUGACAGAGUUAUCCUAGGUGGAGACCAUUACUUUAGGUUUAAUCAUCCGAUGGAAGUCCAACAGAACAAAAAGAAUAAAUCCUCAUCUCAAACCCAGGAGAUAAAAGACUUUGAAUUCGCACAAGCCGAGUUAAUGAGGGUCCAGGAAGCUAGGUUACAAGAAGCUCGACAAAUGGCGCAGGAAGAAAUGUUGGAGGAAGUUGAGAAGGCCAAGAAAGAUGCUGUGAAAGAUGCAGAGUCAAAAUUAGCCGAUCUGGAAAAACUUCUGAGAGAGGAGAGUGCAGAGAAAGUAAAGGAACAUGAGGAUGUGAUACAUAAACUGAAGAAACAAAAAAUGAUGUUAGAGCAAGAGGUUCUAGCUGGGAGAAAAAGGCAGCAACUUGAGGCAGAAGCAGCAAUGAAGGCAUCAAAUCAGCUUGUCUCAGAGCGGUCAAGGAUUGUAGAACUUCUUCAAGCCCAGAAAGAGAAGGAGGCACAGAAGUUAGAAGAUCUGAAACAAAGAUGGAAGGAAUACUCAAGAGGAAAAGAUUAUACACAAAUUAAAAGUCCUACAGCAAGCGUUGUCGAAGUUUCAACAGGAAAGACAGAUUUAUACAAGAUAGCAUUGCAAGUGAGAGAAGCCAACAAAAUUUGCCAAUACUUGAAGAAAAAUACAGUGUUUACUAGGGAAGAUUUUCUUGACGGGGAGGAAGUGAAGACAGUCAUAAAAGUGAACAAUACCAAACUGAAUGUGUGUACACACUGGUCACUGAGCAAGUUUGAAGAGAAACUCAUGCAAAUGAGAGAUAUAUACCAGAAUGACUCGGAGAGUACUGAUGAAGAUGAGGUGUUCAACGACCCGGAAGAUCAGUGGGGUAAAGACUCCAUCAGUAUGUCCCCUGUCUCUCCAAAGAAUGGUCACCGUCGUUCUGUACCGUCACCAAGUUUGAGGCAAGCCUUACUGUCGAGUGUAUCCAGUAUCAACAGUAGUAUGUUCAGAAAAGAUUCUUUAAGUAAGGGGGAUAACUGUGCCAGAUGUUCUGCACCAGGAGUUGCUUCUCUUUGUAAAGAUAUUAUGAAUGUAACAUUGAGUACCAUUAAAUCAUCUACAAUGGAAGAGAGUGUCGCAGAUAAGAUACUUCACAGUUGUCACAGUCUCAGUGCCAGUCUCCGCCAAGUGGCCAACCUUCCUGUUGCCAUAGAAACGAACAACAAUCAGGCGAGUCGUACAGACCUGCUACAGUUAACGUGUGUACAAAUAACCAACAGUUUCCACAUGUUGUUGAACAAUACAACUCUGUGGGCGUCAAUGUAUCAGACCCUGCAAUCAGCUCUCAUACAGGAUCUGCUACAGAGAAUAGUGGACCAGGUCAAAAAUAUGGGUAGCCAUAUUGUCAGGUUUUUGCAGGGAUGUGAAGGAGAUAUUGACAGUUUGAUGGAGGAGUCCACGUCACGAUUGGCAGAUGGCGUACACCAAGUUUGUAAACUAUCAGGAGAGCUUGCCCUUGCUACUGACACCCAGAUGCUGUAUUUUGACGACACCUCAAGUCAGACUGAUGAAGAUAACGCAGUGACUACAGAAGUUAGCCAAUCGUUCUUCAGUGGAUGUGAAACAUUUAUCGACAAGACGUUGCAAGGUGCUCUAAGAACUGUGGAUGACUUUGAAACAAAAGCUCAGAUAUUAACAGAUGCUGGGUUAUCCAAUAUGGCAUUGGGAGACGUUCCACAGAAUGUUGAGAUAUGUGUGACCUCGUGCAAAGAUCUAUUACUGAAAUGCCAAAAACUACAGGUUGAAGUGGACACCAGUAAUUUAGAGAAAUCUUUCCAUGGUUCAGUACAGUACUGUACGGGUAACUAUCGUCGAUGUGAGGCCUUGAUAUCACACGUGAGUUCUCUCGUAGAAGGCAUUGGUUUGCUGGUACAAAAUGCUGAACCGAUUGUUGAAGGUAGAGACUCUGACAUCAGAAAGAUAGUUAAAUGUGCAGAAAUGGUUCGGAAAUAUUCAGAAAAUGUAACGGAAGUAACUACACGUGAUUUGACGAAAACUCCUGCUACAAAGGGAGACAACUCCAAUGAGGAACAGUCACCAUCGUUGUCGGAUACUGUUAUAGAGCAGUUACAUUUUGCAUCGGAGGAUAUACAGCAAUCAAUUAACACGCUAGUUGAUAGCGUGCAGAAAGUGAUUGAACUUGAACGAGCCUCAGGAUUGUCGACGCCCCGCAGUAAACGACUGUUGCCAUCCCCUGGAAGUGUUCCCGUUAGAAAUAUAUCAAAGACGAAGGUCGAUGAAGGAUGACUGGAAGCAGUUUACUGAUAAGCCAUAUUAUUUACUUUAAGGUGCUAUUUAUUAACAUUGCUUCAUAUAUGCAUGGAUGUGUAGAGCGCGUUUCUUAACUUACAGUAUGAUGCUCAGACUUGCUUGUCACUAAACAUGGUACGCAUAGAACUUGAAUUUCAUAUGAGUCCUUGAAAAGUCCCUGAAUUUAAGAAUAACAUGAAGACUCUGAAAAUACCUUGAUUUUCAGAAAUAAAUGGACAUAGUAGUCUAUUAUGGGGUUUAACACAACCUUGAAAUUCAUAUUCGAUCCUUGAAUGAAAAAAAAGUCCCUGAAAAGUUGUUGAAAAUUCCUUGAAUUUUAGAGGUCAGGGAACAGGCUUGUCACAAAAGAAAAUGAUAUAUACAUUGAACAGAUAUAAAAUGAUUACCUCAAGCUUUGCCAGUUUAGUCUAUUUUCACUCAUUGAAGUACAAAUGUAUAGUCUGUUUUGGAUUCUGUGUAUAAGAUGUACAUAGUUUGUAUUAUAGAAAAAUAUAAUUUAUAAUCUUGAGCUUCCCACUGCCCUUCACUUUGUUAUAGGUCAGAAGGUUUUUGAUUGGUUGGUUUAAGAUAAGCAGGCACUUGAUUGGUUUAUUUUAGAUAAGCAGACAUUUGAUUGGCUUGUUUAAGGUAGUUCUGCAUGUUUGGAUCAGAUUUUUUUAAACUCUGAUUUUUCAAACUUCUGAUUAUACCUAGAAAAAUUCAGCAAAUAAAAAGGAUAGGGUCGUGUGCUUGAUUUUUUGCUACACUGAUUUCAAAAUUUGGGCCUCACACAGUUUUCAUUAUGGGAGUCUGUGGAAAAUCAUUACUUCCAAAACAUUUUCGUGAAUAGAUUUUUUUGUACAAUGUAGAUUUUGAUGAAACUGCUCACAUAAAUAAACAUAUGGCAAAUAAUGUGGUAGAAUAAAAUGUACAGGUCUGUGUGCUGAUUUUUGAGAUAUUUGACCAUGAUUAAAGUGAACCGAAUAUUUCGAGCUAAUAUUAGGACAUUAUUUUGAAUUAUUUAACGUGACAUGUGUUUAAAUAUCAUAUUUCAAUUUUAGAAAUAUAUUAACGGUGCCCAGGUUUUUAUUAAUUCAUAAAAUGAUUUUCAUUUCCAUACUCCGAAUUCAAGCUUUAUUCUAUGUUUUCUGGAUAAAUUACGUUAUGCCAUCAUUUCCGGUUUAUCAAAUGAGCAGAACUACCUUAAGAAUACCAUGUUUUUGAUUGGUUUGUUUAAGCAUUUUAAGCAUGCUUUUGAUUAGUUUUACCAAAGAAUACAGGUUUUUGAUUUGUUGAUUUACUUAUUAGUUUUGAUUGGUCAGUAAAAUUAAAAGUAUGGUUUUUGAUAGCUCUAUUAAGAUUAAAGAAAAAUUGCUAAAAUUAGUUUGAAUUGAGCAUGCUUCAAAGGGAUGGUAGUUUCACUAAAGACUUCAGCAGUUACUUCAUAUGAAAAGUUGAAAUAAUGAUCUGCUUUCCUCUGAUAUUGAAUUUCAUGUUUAUAUUUACAGUUGUGAAUCAGGUUUUCAUGCAGAAAGAUAAUCACCACAUCAAACUUUAAUUAUUAUUUUACCCAGGCAAAUUCUCUUGAUGAAUAAUCGUUUAUUCUUAAAGUGGCAUUAUGCGCAUUUAGUGUGUUUUUGAUGAAUGUUUUAUAAAAGCAUUUUCAGUUGCUGUGCAUUUAAAUUAAAGAUAAUGCCGCAUAAGUAUUUGAAGUUGAUGCUUUAGAAAUAAAGAAACCGGACUAAUGAAAUAAUAGUUCUUUUCUUCAAUCUUCUACGCAGUGAUCUCCCUUACCUGUAGGUAGAGAUUUCUGAAGUUGAAGGGAAGCAACUCCUGCAUGCAGUUUGACUUUUCUUAAAAAGACUGCCCCAGUCAAAAUAAGAAAAGUCAUAUUUGGAAAGUUAGUAUUUUGACUAGUAACAAGAAGAGUUUGGUAUAUUGGGUUAAAAGUUAUAAUAAUUUCCUCCUUUUUACACACAUAUCUAUUUCAGCUGGAUUUUUACUUGAAAAAAUGCGCAUAAUUCCACUUUAAUGAAAAUUGAUUAAAAGACUUCUGCAUAUCAUGAUUAUUUACAUGUAUGAUAAAUUAUUUGCAAAAAAAACACUGCUGCCGGCGGCUUGUAAAUGUGCUAGCGUCAAUUUAAAAAAAGUGCAAUUGUACUUAUAGUUUAAUGUAGAUAGCUAUGUACACAUGUAGUUUUGAAUAUUCAAGAUUCAAGACAAGUGAGUUGUUGUCUUAAGAUAUAAAUUUCAAACACUACGUACAAUCAGAUUCUAUUCACUCAAACUAAGAUAUUUGGAACAACACUUUUUGCUCGAACUCAUCGUAGGGUCCUAACAGAAUCUCUGAAUGAGUCGCGCCACGAGAAAACCAACAUAGUGGAUUUGCGACCAGCAUGGAUCCAGACCAGCCUGCACAUUUGUGCAGUCUGGUCAGGAUCUGUUCGCUAACCGUUUCUCUAAUUGCAAUAGUUUUUGAAAGCGAACAGCAUGGACUUGAAAAGACUGCACUGAUGUGCAGGCUGGUCUGGAUCCAUGCCGGUCGCAAAGCCAUUAUGUUGGUUUUCUCAUGGUGCGGCUCAAAUAAUUAAGAAAUAAUUAAUAGCAAAACCUUGUUUUAACACUAUGUAUACACUCCGGUGGUAAUUAUAUCAUAUUAAAUAUGUCAUACAAAUAAUUUCACCUUGGCUGCACCCAAGUGAGAUUAGCAUGUCCAAUAUAUUACCGUCAGAGUGUAUACAUAGUGUAAAACCACGGUUUUGCUAUUAAUUAUUUCGAUUCUAAUAUUCCCUAAAUCUAAAACAGUACCGGUAGAUAGAAUCUAGAUGCACUCUUUCUUUGCUGCAACAAAAACUUUGUAGUCACCGCAUGUUAAGAUGACAUCAUUCUAGUUUAAGAGUGUUUUAACAGAGACAAGCAUAUUAGAAUGUACAAUUUUCAAUGAACUAUAGAUAACACAAACAAAAGUGGCGGUUUCUGUUGAGUUGAAGUGAACAAAAUUUGACUUAUAUCUGCGUGUAUAUCUGAAAUUCAUUAGAUUUCUGAUUCCAUUAUGCAAAACCUUAAAUGAGCCAUGCCAUGGGAAAACCAACAUAGUGGCUUUGUGACCAGCAUGGAUCCAGACCAUCCUGCGCAUCCGCGCAGUCUGGUCAGGAUCCAUGCUGUUCACUUUCGUUGUCUAUUGGAAUUAGAGAAGUCGUUAGCGAACAGCAUGGAUCCUGACCAGACUGCGCGGAUGCGCAGGCUGGUCUGGAUCUAUGCUGGUCGCAAAGCCACUAUGUUGGUUUUCCCAUGGCACGGCUCAAAUGCUUUUUGAAAUAUAUCAGUAAAAAAAAUCCUACAGCUGCAGUACUUAAGUGUUCAAACAACUAAGCACUGUAUAAUCAGUCAAAGACUUUUGACAGAUAAGAUCAGAUAAGUUUUAUUGAAUUCAGAAAGGCAUAUAGCAAGAUGCGCCACAAAAUAACUGUAUUCUUUGUAUUUCCAUGAUGGCAAUUAUACAUGAUUUGCAUCACCUCUGAAUGAGCAUUUUAUUAAGGUAGGACAAUAGUUAUUUUAAGUUGGCAAGACAAGUAGCAGUACAAGAUUAGCUCUGAAUGAAAAUUUAAAGCAACUAUAAUUUGUUUGAUAGUUUGAUGUAACCCUAAGAUGUUUGUGUAUUUAAAACUCUAAAAAGAAUCCUUGCAUGUUUUGUAUAUUCCUUGUUUAAAAUAUGUAAUAUGUGUUAUGUUAAUGUAAUGGUAGUGUUCAAAAAAUCAGAAAAAAAGUAUGAAAGGAAGGUGUUUACUCUAGCUGUGAUGUUAGGAAUAAACAGGAUUCCCUUGAGACGAAUUAUCAAGAAGGCAGUGAAGUAUGUGCCAAUGAACUUGAUCUAAAUGAUAAAGUAAGUUAAAAAAUACCCUGACUGUCCUAGUCUCUUCCACUGAUGUGUACAUACAUAUACAUAUCAGAAAUAUGCUGAUUGGCAAAACGGAAAACUUAUCUAUUCAGAGGUUGAUAAAAGAAAGAUUAAUUAGAAUGCCUUUAAGUUUUUACUUAUUUUAAAUUAUGUAUUCUGAUCUGAUACAGUCACAUAAAGUAAGAUAACUUGACCAUUAACAGGAUCUUCAGUGAAACAAGUUUUGAGUUAUCUGAUCUUUUUGGGAUGAAACAGCUUGGAAAUUGCCAAAUGAGUCACGCCAUGAGAAAACCAACAUAGUGGCUUUGCGACCAGCAUGGAUCCAGCCCAGCCUGCGCAUUUGCGCAGUCUGGUCAGGAUUCAUGCUGUUCGCUAAAGGUUUCUCUAAUUGCAGUAGGCUUUGAAAGCGAACAGCAUGACCAGGCUGGUCUGGAUCCCUGCUGGUCACAAAGCCACUAUGUUGGUUUUCUCAUGGCGCGGCUCAUAUAUAAUUAUGGGUCCACUACCUUAAAGGAAAACUAUUUCUAGCUUUGACUACUAUCAUAUCUUAAGAUUUGUUGUUUUUGUUAUGUACAGACGUAGUGCAAUAAGUUCUCUUGUAUGCCUUUUGUAUUUAUGAAUCCAUUUAUGCUAUUAAAAUGAAAUGAAACUUAA